AACAGUAAUGAAAAGCGCGGGAAAAUAUGAAAACGACAUCUUGGGAGUGGCCCAAAAUUAGGGUUUUCAAUUUUGAGAUAGAGAUUGGGAAGUUUUUUGUGGAGCCUGCAAACAAUUGAUCCAAGUCCAUGGAUAGAGAUGGCAACGGACAGGGAAGUUGCGCGAUGGGCGCCUUCGGAAGCAUCGAUCUGAGCAGUUUUAAUGAUUCGACAGCGGUGGAUCUGAAAGGUCAGGUCCAUCAGCUCCUUUGCUGCAUCAAGUACGAUGGACCUUCUUCUGUUUCCCACUACUUCAAACCCAAAUCCAUAGCAGGGAUUGAGGUAGAUGGUUUGAAGAUGGAGGAAGCUUACUUCAGGGGAAGGAAGUUGCAAGGCACCACUGUUCACCUUCCUCGAGGCUAUUCUGGCUUUGUUAUAGGAAAGGAGAGUCUGGGAAAAAGAAAAGCCUCUGAUCAGUCUGAAGAAAUCUCAAACUUUUGGGAGAUGAAGGCAAAGUUUCAAAGUAUAACCUUUUGGAAUCAUGACAGCCUUCCAUCUCAAGAUGACGCUUUCGUUCGUUCCUUUCACUGGUUGACUGUCACAAAAGCUCUGCAUCAAUCAGUGACACCUGAAGACUUGGAAUCUGCUUCUAAUUCACAACAGGCAAAGUAAUAGGCUGAGGUUUGUGGGAAGCUUCUUGUUAUCUUAUUUCAGAACAGCAAUGCCUGGCUCUUGCUUUGGCACAAAACCUUCUCCCUUUGUGCCCACACAAACAUUUGCAAUCCGAAGACUUUCUUUGCUGCGUUUCAAUGCCUUGGCUAAAUAUUGAGGUUAGAUAUU
This is a messenger RNA of Rhododendron vialii, 818 nucleotides long. RefSeq lists its product as uncharacterized. Gene Ontology annotation, cellular component: ribonuclease H2 complex. Lineage: Eukaryota; Viridiplantae; Streptophyta; Magnoliopsida; Ericales; Ericaceae. Bases 129 to 650 code for a protein of 173 amino acids. The record is from RefSeq and is a predicted model, not a curated record. Gene Ontology annotation, biological process: RNA catabolic process. The transcript is spliced from 4 exons.